AUGGCACGCCAGAUUCCAUUCAUCUCAACAGUCUACCUACAUUGGAAUAUCAUCGGCCCAGCGGACUGCAACGGAGUCCGUAUUCAGGACGAGGUCUUUGAAAUACCUUGUCGCCACACCCGUGAAAAUAAAAUUGCAAGGGAAACCGAAACCCAUGACAGUAGCACACAACCCGCCCCGGAAUAUCUUAAUCAGCAGCGACACCUACGCAAAGAUUGUGGCGAUGCCGCGGCUUUCGAGAUCAUCCAAUACAUUCCAGAAGGACCCCCUGACCCAGAAGUAACCGACGGAUCCAAACCGAGCCGGAGCAAAAAGGAUGUACAGAAGACACUAUCAAGAUUCAUCAGCUUCAUGGACGGUCUGCCCAAAUCGAAAAUUUGGGAAAAUUGGGUGUCGGCUAUUGAUAAAACUCGGCGAGGAAAUUUCCUCAGGGCACUGGUACAAAAUUGUGGCUCGAGUACAUCGAGCCUUGCCUCACUGGGAACAACGAAGGAGUUGGCAGACAUGUCAUCCACCUUGACAAAUGUUUUUGUUUUAUCUGAAUACGCCAGCUUUAUGGGUUCUUACGGUAUUGUGAAUCAACAGCUCACAUGCUUUCUAAAUAUGGUGUUUGUUUCCCUUUGUGCAGUUGCAUUGGAAAAUAACGAGGACAAAGAUGGCGUCUGGGCGGUGAUGCGGAAAGUCCUCGGAUCGGAUGCUUCUUCAAAACAGCUUGGCAGACUUGUUCGCGGCGCAAAAUGGGCGAACGGUCUCGUAUCGCUCUUUUUGAAGACAAAGUGGGAAUCUAGAAGCUGGGAUAUUCUUUGUGUCGCCCAGCAUCCCGUCAGCUUUUACGCCCGGCUAAGCGACUGUUCUGUGGAUAAAAAGGAGAUAUUGGAGAAAGUGGGAACUAAUGUCCAUGAUAGCUCCUUUAUGUCCGGAUCCACAGGCCUGCCGGCACCCUUUGCAAUCCCUUUGAUCGUAGAAAGGGUUUUCAAGAACAACAAGUCUCUGAAAGUGAUUUGCAAAUGUCUGGGCUACGAAGUAUCUUCUGUCAGGUCUUAUCAGACGCCCUUCAACAAAGCCCUUGGUUACCAUUCCGCCAAAAAGAGGCCGGCGUCGACACAGUUAAAGCCGUCGAAAAGGCGUUGUCCUGACUUUCCACCAGAUAACGACGGCCAAAGAAGCCAAAUUAGCCCUCUUCGUGCGGCCAAUACAUCAGCUAGUGGCCUCCCACCAGCGGAUGGGGGAUCCAGAAUGCCUGCACAGGCAACGAUAGAUGUACUGGAAUUGGCACCAGCCCAGAGGAUACAAUCAGACUCCGGUGAUGCCUGGCCGGCUUCGGUCGCAAUAAAUGCUGGCAAUGUUUCUAUUGGCUGUCCCUCUACAAGUCUUUCGCUACCAAUGGAUAUGCAAAGUCAAGCAUCGCCCACGAAUCCAGCAAGUAAUUACAUCCCAUCUGCGGAUUUGACUACUCCACCAUCUUCUGCAAUUUCUCAUAGCGAGAAUGCAUUUCUAAAUUCAUCCUCUGAGUUUAAUGCGCGCACAAUGGAUGCAGCACUGUUGAGCUGUGAGACAUACAGCCAGCCCGAGCCUACAGCUACAGGAGUCUUGCAUAUCAUAGACGGAGGGCCGCCGAUAGACACGAAUAGCGCAGACUGGCAACAAUCCUCCAUCGACAUUAAUGGCGCCGCUCUCUCUGAAUCGGCUUCAAGAUCGCGGCUCACAGGGUCUAGUACAUACGAUCAGAGGGUUAUCCCAACCAGUGAUGGCGGGAAUCUCAACCUUCACAAUGAGUUGUACACACUAUUUGACCAUGACUUCACGUCAGCUGCGCUUCCAGACGCUAUGUUAUGGAGGCUGUUCCCUCCUGAAAAUGACCUAGAGCAGGCACUCUGCCUACCUCAUUAUCCUUUGUAA
Penicillium odoratum is the source of this 1899-nucleotide messenger RNA. RefSeq lists its product as uncharacterized. Bases 1 to 1899 code for a protein of 632 amino acids. The record is from RefSeq and is a predicted model, not a curated record. The transcript has 5 exons. NCBI's taxonomy places the organism in Eukaryota, Fungi, Ascomycota, Eurotiomycetes, Eurotiales, Aspergillaceae.